AUGGUGCUGCUGAAAAUCAAAUUUGACCAGAAGAAGCGGAUCAAGUUGGCCCAAGGGCUCUGGCUCAUGAACUGGCUCUCCGUGUUGGCCGGCAUAGUCAUCUUCAGCCUAGGGCUGUUCCUGAAGAUCGAACUUCGGAAGAGGAGCGAUGUGAUGAGUAAUUCAGAGAGCCAUUUUGUGCCCAACUCCUUGAUAGGAGUGGGGGUACUGUCCUGUGUCUUCAACUCACUGGCUGGCAAGAUCUGCUAUGAUGCCCUGGACCCUGCCAAGUAUGCCAAGUGGAAGCCCUGGCUGAAGCCAUACCUGGUCGUCUGCAUCCUUUUCAACAGUGUCCUCUUCCUGGUGGCCCUCUGCUGCUUCCUCAUGCGAGGCUCCCUGGAGAGUACCCUGGCCCAUGGGCUCAAGGACGGCAUGAAGUACUACCGGGACACAGACACCCCCGGCAGGUGUUUCAUGAAGAAGACCAUCGACAUGCUGCAGAUUGAGUUCAAAUGCUGUGGAAACAACGGCUUUCGGGACUGGUUUGAGAUUCAGUGGAUCAGCAAUCGCUACCUGGACUUUUCCUCCAAAGAAGUCAAAGAUCGCAUCAAGAGCAACGUGGAUGGGCGGUACCUGGUGGAUGGUGUCCCCUUCAGCUGCUGCAACCCCAGCUCACCGCGGCCCUGCAUCCAGUACCAGCUCACCAACAACUCAGCACACUACAGCUAUGACCACCAGACAGAGGAACUCAACUUGUGGGUGCGAGGCUGCAGGGCCGCCCUGCUGAGCUACUACAGCAGCCUCAUGAACUCCAUGGGUGCUGUCACGCUCCUUGUCUGGCUCUUUGAGGUGACCAUCACAAUUGGGCUGCGCUACCUACACACGGCACUGGAAAGCGUGUCCAACCCUGAGGAGCCCGAGUGCGAGAGUGAGGGCUGGCUGCUGGAAAAGAGUGUGCCGGAGACCUGGAAGGCCUUCCUGGAGAGCUUGAAAAGGCUCGGCAAAAGUAACCAGGUGGAAGCCGAGGGCGCAGGCGCGGGCCAGGCUCCAGAGGCUGGCUGA
This is a messenger RNA of Pteronotus mesoamericanus, 1041 nucleotides long. It is a transcript of the gene PRPH2, whose product is annotated as peripherin 2. Gene Ontology annotation, cellular component: plasma membrane. The record is from RefSeq and is a predicted model, not a curated record. The transcript is spliced from 3 exons. Gene Ontology annotation, biological process: visual perception. The coding region runs from base 1 to 1041 and encodes 346 amino acids. Lineage: Eukaryota; Metazoa; Chordata; Mammalia; Chiroptera; Mormoopidae.